Eimeria mitis is the source of this 360-nucleotide messenger RNA. RefSeq lists its product as uncharacterized. The record is from RefSeq and is a predicted model, not a curated record. Gene Ontology annotation, cellular component: dynein complex. NCBI's taxonomy places the organism in Eukaryota, Apicomplexa, Conoidasida, Eucoccidiorida, Eimeriidae. Gene Ontology annotation, biological process: microtubule-based movement. Gene Ontology annotation, molecular function: dynein light intermediate chain binding; dynein intermediate chain binding; minus-end-directed microtubule motor activity. The transcript is spliced from 2 exons. The coding region runs from base 1 to 360 and encodes 119 amino acids.
AUGCGCACACCGAAAAAAUUCCACUACAUCUUCAACAUGCGCGACCUGUCGCGCAUUUACCAAGGGAUGUGGAAUGCGAAUCUACCUCCUUCGAUAGACGCAAAGUCGAUCCUUCGCCUGUGGAGACACGAAUGCCUCCGGGUAUUUCAAGAUAGGCUAAUAGAGGAAGAAGAAAAGCACUACCUGGAGCAUAUAAAGUUAAAGCAAAUAAUCGAAGAUACGUUUCCAGACUGCUCUGAGUACGCACUGAGGGAUCCUAUAGUAUGGACGGAGUUCCAGAGCGCCCUUAAGCUCCUAGAGGCUGAAGAGAAGGCCGACUCUCCGGUAGGAGCACUGCAUGAAAUGUCACUUAACCAGUGA